This is a messenger RNA of Rhizoctonia solani, 978 nucleotides long. RefSeq names its product siderophore iron transporter 3. The record is from RefSeq and is a predicted model, not a curated record. Lineage: Eukaryota; Fungi; Basidiomycota; Agaricomycetes; Cantharellales; Ceratobasidiaceae. The transcript has 7 exons. Bases 1 to 978 code for a protein of 325 amino acids.
AUGGCCCUCAGUGGGAUCCAGUCCAUAUCCUACCUUACCAUAUGGAUCGCGGAUCCGAUUUACGAAAGCAUGAGCAGGGAAUGGUCGUUCUUGUAUCUGGUUGCUUCAAGAAUAUGGAGGAGAUCCCCAGGAGACAGGGAUCACCUAUCCUCAAGGCUAGGGACGGGUUCAAGAAUGGAUCCCGUCGGGUUACUUAUUUUCACUACUGGAUUGGCCCUAGUUGAUUACAAUACGGGUGUUUGGUGGGGUGCAGACCUUGGAGAGGAAUCUCCACUGGCACUUACGGGAGACUUGGACUCUCACUCGCAAACGGGACGACCGGGGCGGGUCGCAAUGCUCAUCGUUGGACUCAUCUUAGCCCUCCCAUUCGGUCUAUGGGAGAUUCGCUUGCUUCCUUUCCACUCGCACCCAAAUGGGCAUACCAAAAUCGAGGGGCCCGGGAAAACAAGGGAUUACUAUUACAAGUCUCGUAGUAUAAGUCAUUUUGCCCUCGCUCCGAUCCUUGGAAUCCUUUUCCUGCUCACUCGUCGUUACAAGCCAUAUCUAAUACUUGGGAGUGCUAUGCUCGUUUAUUCGGUACUUGGUCUCUAUUCAGUGCGCAUUUCGGAUCUUCCCAACACGCUUGCUCCGACGGUAUUAUUGUUUGCGAUUCAAGCCCUCCGUGGAGCUAGUGCUGUGGCGAUUGACUUGGGGACGAUGGUGGGGUCCCAAGCCUCAGUUCCACACAACGACUUGGCCACAUUGGUGGGCUUAAUAAAUGCUUUACCGAUUCUUGCGGCAGCCAUGAGCCCAUCGUCGUAUGCAGCUAUUUUACUGCAAAUAUCUGAGUCGAGUAAUCAGGCUUUCACACUUUUGUUCUCAUUGGCUACUGGAUUCUCUAUCCUCUGUCUGGGUUUCUCGUUCUUUAUGCCGAACCAUUAUCUCGGGGAUACUCACAAUUCUGUAGAAAAGAAAGAAGAUGAAUGUGAACAGCAUUGA